Molecule: messenger RNA, 2763 nt
Organism: Rotaria sordida
Lineage: Eukaryota; Metazoa; Rotifera; Eurotatoria; Philodinida; Philodinidae
Source: the annotation of a GenBank genome assembly
AUGUUUGUUGCAACUUCUUCAACAUUAAAUAAUAAUCAUCCACCGUCCUAUAUUGUUGCUGCUACAACAACUACUACAGCAACAACAAACAUUGGAAUUGAUCCAACAACAAGUAGUACUACGCCACAAACAUUAAGUGAUAUUAAACUUAUUUGUUUUCAAAGAAAAAAGAAAACCAAACGUCAUAUAUAUUUAACAUUUGUUGAAAGUUGUCCAUUAUUAUCAACAACUGAAGAACCAUGUAUUGAAAUAAUUCGAAAAUCUAAUUCUUCAUCACAAUCAUUAUCAUAUUCUUUAAAUGAAUGUAUAUCAUAUGAAUAUUUUGAUACAGUUAAAAAUGAUUUUCAUUCAUUUAUUUAUGUUUAUUUUGAAUCUUAUACAAUAUCAAUAUUUUUUUCUGAUGAUAACCUCGAUAAAAAAUCUCUUAUUAUUAAACAUCUUGACCAUAUGUCUCAAAGUAACCUAGAAAAAUCUUCAAACUUAAAUACAAAUUCUUCACAAGAUCCAACACAAUCUCAAUCGUCAUCAUCAACAACAGCAAUACAACAACAACAACAACAACAACAACAACAACAAUCACAACAAACACCUAUUUUACCAUGUUUCACAACAACAGAACAUAUUUUACAUACAUUUGAUGUAAAUUUAAUUCCAUAUGGUUCAAUUAUAAAUCGUGAUCAUAUGUUAAUUGGUCCAGUACGUCUUUAUUUUACAACAACAGAUCUUUAUAUAGCAUCUUUAGAUUGUAAUCGAACUGAUUUAAAAAUUACAAUUACAAAUCAAUGUCCAUCAAAAGAUAAAGCUAUUUUAUGUAUACCAUAUUUUACAAUAAAAAAUUAUGGAAAUCGUUCAAAUAUAUUUCUUAUUGAAUUAGGUAAAUCAAAUUAUGGUAAUGGUGAAAUACAUAUGAAAUGUCAUUCAUCAUCAUUAGCAGGUACAAUACAUUUAUUAGUUAGUCCUGUUAUUGAAGAACGUCCAUUAAUACUUUCAUCAGCAUUUCAAAAUCAACUAUUAACUAAUAAACGUAUGGAAAAAUCGAAAAAUAUUCAACCACCUAUACAACUUAAUAAUGAUACAACAAAUCAAUCGAUAUUAGAUUCACCAUUUUCAUUUAUUAAAAAUAAAAAACCAAUUGAAACAACUGAUAUUAAUUCAAAUAUGACAUCAACAAAAACAAAUGAAAUAAAAUCACAUUUAAUUGUUGGAUUUUUUCGUUCAUUAACAAAAAAUGUUUCAAAUUUAAGACGAUCAGCAACAUUUCAUGGUAAUAAUAAUAAUAGUAAUAAUAAUAAUAGCAAUAAUAAUAGUGAACAAUUAUUAACAAUAGAUAAUAAUUCAUUAUUAAAAAAUAAAUCUGUUGCAUUUAAUGUUGAUGAAAAAUAUCUUCAUAAUGAUCAACAUCAAAUUAUUUUACCUGAAUAUCAAAAACAAACUGAUUCAACAUUAAGUGUUUCAUCAACAAUGACAAAAAGAACUAGUGAAACAAUAUUAACAUCAACAUCAACAAUUAAUACUAAUAAACAAGAAUCAACAAUCGGAACAUAUAUUGAUAUGGGUUUAACCAUGCAACAUUCAGAUCAACAUCAACAACAAGAAACUCAAGAUGAAAUUAUUACAAAAGAAAUAACAGCAACUGCCGAAAUUGGUGUUAAUACUACUAUUAGUCUAUCACCUCAUGUUCGUUCAGCAAUUAUAGUUGGAAAUUCAGUUCAUCUAAUAGCUGAUGAACAUAAUCUUUUUCCUAUCGGUCAACGUUCAUUUACUUCUCCUGCUAGUGUUAUGCAACCAUUUAAAACACAAUUAACUGGUCAAACAAUAACUAAUGGUUACGGAACUUCAUCUGAUUUAAUAACAUCAUCACCAGAUAGUUCAAGUUCUCUUCAACAAACAAAUUCCGUCUCAAAUUCUCAUAAAUCACUUUUACUUUCUUAUGGUAUUGUUACAUUUAAUAAUAAUGAUUGUGUAAAAAAUGAUCAAACUGAACUUGCAACAAGUCCAAUAUCCGAUAGUAUAACAUUUGAUCAUCGUCUUAAUUCAGAUUUAAGUCUUAUGUCAAUAUCUCAACAACAACAACAAGGAUCAACUAUUCAUCCAAUUGAUACAAUAUCAUCAUCAUCAUCAAAUGCACAUAUAUUUCAUACAGUAUCUCUAUCAGCAAAUAGUAUUGGUGGUGAUAUAACACCAUGUCGAAUUCGAAGACCACAUAGUUCAAUAUUAUUAUUUGAUGAUCAUGUUAAUGAUCAAAUAACAACAUAUUUACUUGGACCACCACAAAAUUUAAAUGAUGAUACAAUACAAUCACGUUUACCAUCAUUUAAUUCAACAACAUCUGUAUCACGUUCACAAUUAUCACAUAUUGAUGAAGAAAAAAUUUCAUCAAAUGAUCCAUAUGCAUUAGUUGAACCAUUAUUACAAGAUAGUUCAUCAAAAUCAACAUUAGUAAUUAAUUCAAAUAGUUCAUUACCACAAUCAGAAACAUCUAUAAAUUAUGCUGAUUUACUUAUACCAUCACAUAUAACAAAUGAAUAUUCGGAUAAUAAUGAACAACAAGAACAACAACAACAACAACAAAUAAAUAAUUCGGAUGAUAUUAUUAUAAAUGAAAAUGACACUUAUGAAGAACAAGAUUGUGAAAAUAAUGAACGAUCAUUAACAAAACUUUAUGCAGAUAUUGAUUUUCAACAAACACGACGAUAUGAUCGUAUUGUUCAAUCUGCAGCUAAAGCAAAAUUGGAUGAUCAAACACCACCAUUUGUUCUAUAA